Molecule: messenger RNA, 943 nt
Organism: Pogonomyrmex barbatus (red harvester ant)
Lineage: Eukaryota; Metazoa; Arthropoda; Insecta; Hymenoptera; Formicidae
Biological process (GO): multicellular organismal reproductive process
Source: RefSeq, a predicted model, not a curated record
GCCUCGACUUACAUGAGUCAGUCUUUGAAUUCACAUCUUGAUCGAAAUUCAAGUCUUAAGACUGAAAACAACAAGCUAAGAAAAAUAUUAGUUUUUAAUAGUAUAUCAUUAAAGAGUUAAAAUUUGUUUGAUUUAAAAAAUGUUUGUUAAAAUCUUUGUUUUUGCAUUUGUAGUGGCAUAUGUAGUCGCAGAAAUACCUUCCUACAUUCAUGCGUGUAGCCGCAACAAUCCAAACUAUAAUCAAUGCGUUAUGGAUAACAUCAAUAAUGUAAAGGAUAAGAUUUGCAAAGGAUUUCCAGAAUUUGACAUUCCACCAAAUGAACCAUUACUUUUUGAAAGUGUUGUUUUUGAUGAAGAUAAUCUCAAGCUUCAUUUAAAACAAGCAAAAGUAUAUGGGUUUUGCAAUUUUGUCAUAAAUUCUGUUGAUACGGAUUCUGAAAAACUCCACUUUAAUAUUAAUAUUUUAUAUCCACGUCUUCAUAUAAACACCACGUAUGAUUUCGCAAUACGUUUGUUGGUGCCUAUCGCUCAUCAGGGAUUACUUGAAGCUGUUUCAGAAAAUAUAAUAAUGAAGGUAGGAUUGGACCUGAAAGUGAUAACCAAAAACCACAAAAAACAUAUAUUUGCCUCGAAAGUAAAUGUUAAUCUCAGUAUCAAAUCGUUUGAAUAUAAGUUUGAUCAGAGCAAAAAAGAAUUAACUCAAUUAUAUCAAAUUCUCAAUGAUAGUCUGAAGAACAAUCAGCAGGAUAUUAUUCGUAUUGUUAAACCAGAAAUAGAAAAAGAGGCUUCCAGAGCAAUUAUCUCAAUUUUUAACGGUAUAACCCGUUCUAAUUACAAAGAAUUAUUUCCAUAAAAAUAAUAAUUAUAAAUUGUAUAAUUGGAUUUACUGUUUACGUUAUAUAAAACUUAUGAUUAUAUACUGUAUUUUAUUUAUUAUUAAUAA